UUAUCGAACUGGACACGUCACUAGCAACGAAAAUUUAUCAACAAACGACGCCGCGCAAUAAUUCGAAACAAUUUUCAAAACAACUGAAUUUUAUUAUAAAAAAGAUCAAAGAGAAUUUAUUAAAAGAUGAGCAACAAGAGCACGCCAGUGCGUCAGCGCAUUCAGCAGUUCCAGACCCGCGGAAAGUCGACGCCGGCGUCAGACGCUAAAGGACUCAGGAAAAAGGUGCUGACGCGGACGCCGCGGCAAAGCGUAGAGCACCGCUCGGAUCAUCUCCUGAACACGGCCUUUACAGGCUCCACACCUAAUCUGCUGCCUAAGCAGAGGCCCACCGCCUUGAAUGCCUGCUAUACACCCUCGUCACUUUACAGAACUACAAACACAAACACUCCCAUCCGGUCUAAGACUCCGAGUGCCAAGUCCAAGGACACUGCACUCAUGGAGUCGUUUCACAGCGUAUCCGAGGAGAGCAACAUGAUUGUGGCGGUGCGCGUGCGCCCGCUGAAUGCCUUGGAGUGCACCCGUGGCCAGGUAACCAACGUCGUCCAGGUGAAUAGCAACAGCAAUGAGCUCACUGUUCAGGCCGGCAGCAGCGCCGACGCAUCGGCCGGUGUGACUCACUUCUUCAGCUAUGAUCAGGUUUACUACUCCUGCGACCCCGAGAGCAGAAACUUUGCCUGCCAGGCCAAAGUAUUCGAUGGAACUGCACGUCCGCUAAUCGACACAGCCUUCGAGGGCUACAACGCUUGCCUGUUCGCCUACGGGCAGACUGGCUCCGGAAAAUCCUACAGCAUGAUGGGCAUCGAGGCUCUAGAUGACGCAGCCCUGGACGGUGGACCUCCACACGACGAGGCAGGCAUUAUUCCGCGCUUUUGCCACGAGCUGUUUCGGAGGAUUGAGGCCGUCAAGGCUCAGCAGCAGUUGCAGGUGGAGGUUGAGGUCAGCUACUUUGAAAUAUACAACGAAAAAAUCCACGACCUCUUGAGUGUCCAACAUGCAGCUGCCGGUACCACGGAGUCCACGCCCGUGCAGCAACAGCAGCGGCCAGCUCUAAAGGUUCGGGAGCAUCCCAUCUUUGGGCCCUAUGUGGUGGAUCUAAGUGCCCACUCCGUGGACUCGUACUCGGCGCUCCGCAACUGGCUGGCCGUGGGAAACUCCCAACGGGCCACAGCCUCCACUGCCAUGAACGACAAGAGCUCGCGCUCGCACUCCAUCUUCAAUAUUGUUUUGAACCUAACCGACCUAACCAGCGAUGAUGGACUGUCUUCUGAUACGGAUUCCACCACAGUAUCCUCCUUACGGCAAACACGACGCAGCAAAAUCAGCUUAGUGGAUCUGGCAGGAAGCGAGCGGAUCAGUGUCUCUGGUUCGAACGGGGAGCGUAUCCGGGAGGGUGUCAGCAUCAACAAGAGCCUUCUCACCCUGGGCAAGGUGAUUGCCGCCCUGGCAGACGCCCGCAAGGCUAGUGGCCCGUUGGGAUCUGGAACCCCCAGCACCUUUGUACCCUACCGAGAGAGUGUCCUAACCUGGCUAUUGAGGGAAAAUUUGGGUGGAAACUCCAAGACGGUAAUGCUGGCCACCAUCUCCCCGGCCAGCCUCCAUGCGGACGAGACCCUGGCCACGCUCCGGUAUGCCUGCAAGGCUCGGUCCAUCGUCAACCGGGUAAAGGUGAAUGAGUCCCCCCACGACAAGAUCAUCCGGGACCUGCGCGCCGAAGUGGAUCGCUUGAAGUCAUUGAGGAACGAGUACGAGAGGCAACGCCGUCUCUCCGGCAACAACAAUAACCCAGUGCCGCGGAAGAUUAUCAUUGAGACGUCUGUGGAUGAAACGGAGGUGGAGGGACUGCGUCAGCAGCUGGCCGAGAGGGAGCGGGAGCUGAGCAGGGCCCAAAAAUCCUGGAUGGAGAAGCUCAAAGAGGCGGAGGAUCAACGCAAGUCCGAGAUGCGUCUAUUAAAACGGCGGGGAUUAGCUUUGGAGUUGACUUCGGAACAGAAGCAGGCUUGUCUGGUUAAUCUCACGGCGGAUCCCAUACUGAGCGGUACUCUGUUCUACCUCCUGCCGCCGGGGCUCGUGCGGAUCGGUCGGGGACGUUUGCCCGGAAGCUCGAGUUCCCAACCAGACAUUGUGCUGGAUGGUCCACUAGUGGCUCUGCAGCACUGCAGCAUCGAGCACGAGCGUGGUGGAAAACUUUACGUUAUCCCCGGCAGUGAGGACUUCGAGACCUAUGUGAACGGUGAACUUCUUCAGGACCGACGCCAGUUGUUCCACGGCGACCGGCUAGUCAUAGGCGGCUCCCACUACUUCCGGAUCUCCAAUCCGUUUUGCACGCAACGGGGGAAGGCCGAUCAGCUGGUGGACUUCCAGUUGGCCCACCAGGAGGUUCUGCAGAAGCAGGAGCAGCAGCUGCGAUCCGAACUCGAAGCGGAGAAGAGGGCUGCAUUGACACGCAUCGAGCAGGAGCGAGCCCAGCAUGCUAAAGAUUUUGAGGAAAGGCUGCAGUGCCUCGAACUAGAGCAGUUCAAGUACAAGUGCAACAGCGAAAUGCUCGAAACGGAGCGCCAGGCCUUGGCCUUGGCACAGCAGGAGCACCAGACUCCGCUAAAAGAGGCUGCCGAGGCAUCGACGCCAGCCCAAAAGUCCACUCUUCUGGAGGACAUUCAGCGCAUUAUGCUGAAUCCAUCGGAGGAGAGCCUCCACAAGACCCAACUGAUGGUCAAGGAGGCCACCCAACGCUGUCGCCAGCUAGGUCUGCAGUUGGAGUUCCGCCAAACCCAGACGCCCGACGAGUUUGGGCUGUUGCGCACGGUGAUCCUGAUUGUGGACAAGCAGCAAGGUCUGAAGGCCGAGUGGCCAACUGCCCGUCUAGGCGUUUGGUUAGACAUGGUCAGGGAUAGUGCCGAGCAGCAGGAGAAGCUCAAUGCCAGGACAAUUUUCCAAAGCGUUGAAGUUGAUUGGGAACCCCUGGAUGCAGAUCUAAACGAGACACUGAGUGAGACCCACAACUCUAGUCGAAUCGCGUUGAACCUGAGCGCCAUGAAGGAGGUUCUUCUCAACAAGCCCCUGAAAAGGCUCCUAAACGUAUCCACCACCAGCAGCAGCAAUACACCGAGGCAGACUUCGACGCCAUCGAGCAAGACACCGGUCAGUCCCUCUCCCAGCAGCAAGCUGGUGCAAUACACGAAGCGGCUGCUGACCUAUGAUCCUGAAGAGACUCCCGGCUCUAGCACCAAUUUCAACAACCUAGUCCAGCAGGAGCUCCAGAUGAUGCAGCGCGCUUCCCAGCGACUGCAGCGUCACUGUGAAAGUGCGCUGGCGGAACGGGAGAACUUGCAGGAUAGCGGUGUUCUGGCCAUUAGCCUGCAGGAGGCUCUUUCCCGGCUGGACAGCGUGCUCCAUGGCAUGCGCAGUUCUCUGGCUCGGGCGGAGGCGGCUGCCGGUGCCACCUCCCCUUCAAAAACACAGAAGGCUGUGCGCUUUCUUAUCGACUGACAACAAUUAGUUCGAACCUUGGACUAUAUUUGAUGCUGCAAUGUGCUUAUGUUUGUUUUUUUAUGUUUUUAAAUAUAUGUAUAUUUUUAUAUUGGUUUGUGAAAAUACAAUAUUAAUAGCACCAAGUGGAAA
Molecule: messenger RNA, 3621 nt
Organism: Drosophila bipectinata
Lineage: Eukaryota; Metazoa; Arthropoda; Insecta; Diptera; Drosophilidae
Gene: neb
Product: kinesin family member nebbish
Biological process (GO): microtubule-based movement
Molecular function (GO): microtubule binding; microtubule motor activity; ATP binding
Source: RefSeq, a predicted model, not a curated record